This is a messenger RNA of Rhododendron vialii, 4289 nucleotides long. RefSeq lists its product as uncharacterized. The record is from RefSeq and is a predicted model, not a curated record. The transcript has 3 exons. Lineage: Eukaryota; Viridiplantae; Streptophyta; Magnoliopsida; Ericales; Ericaceae. Gene Ontology annotation, molecular function: RNA binding. Gene Ontology annotation, biological process: RNA processing; mRNA 5'-splice site recognition. Bases 1712 to 4138 code for a protein of 808 amino acids.
UGUUGGACUGAUAUAUUAUUACCUGAGUGUUCAUUUGUGGUUGCAGUCUUGUAAUUACCUGGAAACCAAAUAGUCAGGACUUAAAUUGACUUGCUGGAAAUAAAACUUUAAACUGUCUAUGCGAAGGUCUUAGAAUGUGAGUCAAUCAGUGGCAAUAUGCUUAAACAAGCGAAAUGGGUGAUGUUCAUCCUUUGGUUGGUACUUAGAGGCUAGAGCCUGGGUUCAUGCAUGACACAAUUGAUGUUCUGAGUUGACUUACUGAAUUUGCUAUGGUGAGUUGUUUUGCUGCUGAGGUUGUAAAAUUUAGGCUCUGUUUGGAACUUGUGGAAAGAAGUGCAAAAGAAGAGAACAUUUUAAAAGUUCUCCUCCCCCUGUUUGGUUCUUAAAAAGCGAAGGAAAAUUUUCAAAUUCCAAUUCAACUAUUCUCUCAAUUCCUCUUCAAUUUUCCUUCUUAUUUCCUUAGUUACUUUCUCUUCUUUUCCCUCUCUUUCCCCAAUUUCCAAACAGAGCCGAAAUGGCUUUUGGCAUAUUAUGUGCUGCCAAACGACAUAAAUUAUUAAAAUUCAUCUAAACAAACGGAGCAUAAGUGUUGUUAUUAUUGAAAGAGAAGUUUGUAUCCCUUCAAUAGUUUUCAGAUCUUUCUUGAUGGAUAUGGGUUAACAUAUUGACCUUUAUCAGGAGGACAUUAGUUUUAAGAAACCUUGAUAGCCUAACUUACUAAUAUACAUGUUGGCAAUCCUUAUGAAAUUUGGUUGGGUAAAAGCGGCAUUUUGGUAAUGUUGUAUUCUGUACUCUUGGGGGUUUGUCUGGCCUAUGGAAGGCUUAGCAGACGGAGCCUAGUUUCUAAUGUAUGAUAAUAGUAUAUAAUUCUUUGCAAUAGAUUUUCGAGUUUGCAGGAAGAACAUCUAGUUUGCUACAGUUGCAUCUCCCGGUGCCAAGUAAGAUUAUCUUUUCCUCACUAUAGUGUUUUAUAUUUGAUUCCCACUGGUUUCUACAUUAAUUUCAAAUUGUUAUGCACCUUUUCACACUGUUACUGCUAAUACAAGUGUAUGUGAGUUAAUUGUGGAUCUCCAUUUUAUUUGCAGAAACAGAUGAGGGAGCCAAACCAGAUGAUGCAGGAGGCUAUCAUUAUGUUGCGUUUUCCUAUGGAAACACUGAGGAUUCAGCUGAUCAGAAGAACUCGGAUGAUGGACAGGGGAAUUCGGGUUUUUGUCCGCCCUUCCCUGUUCCCGAAAGUUUACUUCAAAGCCUAGUAAGUAAAUGCUUCUCGAUUUUCUUUACCUUGUCCGUCGUGCUGGCACCUCACCUCUAUAGUGUAGUUGAUUUGUUAAGUAUACUUACUCCAUGUGGCGAAAUGAUGAUUGUCUAAAGGUGCGUGUGUUAUUCUAAGGCUCACCAUGUCUAAGUUUUCAGAUGCUCGGAGCAGGGUGGAGUUCUUGUGACCUAAAGGUUGCCAUUCAUGGGCACCUUGUUUCCUUUUGAUGUCAUGAUCAAGGGCUGUGCAGGUGGGAUUAGGAAUUGUAGAAUUUUGCUUACUUUAACCUGCAAAACCUUAACUGCUUGAGAGCAAUGGGAUGAAACAUACUGUUGUAAGGUUUUGUUGCUUGAUCAUUUAUCGUGUCCAGAUAUAUGUCAGAUUCAUUGGGUUUAUCUUGAUAUUAUCUAGUAAGAAUUCUGUUUCGUAUUAUUUUUCUGUUACUUUUGCUGUCCUAUGAAAUUUCCCCCUUUAAAAGAGAAGCCUUCUUUUUUUGUUUGGUUGUUUGUUCAGCCUCCAACAGAGAAGGUACAUCAGAUAAUUGCAAGGACUGCAGUGUUUGUCAGCAAACAUGGUGGGCAGUCAGAGAUUGUUCUGAGGGUGAAACAGGGAGACAACCCCACAUUUGGCUUCUUGAUGCCUGAUCAUUAUCUUCAUGCCUACUUUAGGUUUCUUGUUGAUCACCAGGAUCUUGUGCAGUCUAGUACUGAUGGAAAAGCUGAAACUGAGAAGAAAGGUAAUACAGAGAGCAAUCAGACAGAUGGUGUUGUGGCUGGGGCUCUCUCUUUGCUGGGUUCUGUUUAUGGGUCAGGUGAGGAUGAGGAUGGAGCAGAUAAGGAUGGCAAAGUCGCCCCAGAAUCUGAAGAAAUUUUGUCUGGGAAAACCUUUGAUGCUAGCGAUGGAACAGUUUCUGUUGGUUUUGCGAAAACUGAUAUCUCUAGAAAUAUAGAUGGAAAAAAUGAGGCUUUUGGCAAGCAUUCAAUUGUUUCCAAAGAAAAGUUUCAAAUACCAAAAAGGAAUUCUUUCACUUGUGCACCCAAGUCUGGAACUACAAACAGCACGAAAAAAGGUGAAACUUCCGGUUUACUUUCGACUGCUGUGGAUAUUUCACAGCAUUCUGCUGUUUCUAACGUGUCUCAGACUGAACAAUUGAUUUUGGAGCCACCUUCUGAAUUGAAAAAAUUGGUUGAUAAGAUUGUUGAAUUUAUUGUGAGAAACGGGAAGCAGUUUGAGGCAGUACUCCUUGAGCAAGACAGCAAACAUGGGAGAUUUCCAUUCCUUCUGCCAUCUAACCAGUACCACCCUUACUAUGUUAAAGUGCUCCAAAAAGCUCAAGAGUUGAAGUUGAUUGGCAAGAGCUUCAUUUCUGAGAAGGAUGAUUCAGUCAUGAAUGGGCUGGACAAGAAAACUCGGUUAUCCAAGGGAAGUGAUUCUUUGUCCUCAGGAUCUGCUGGUUAUGACAUUCCAUAUGAUGCUGAUAGGAAAGAAAAGUUUAGAAUGGUAAUUGGAAAGUCCAAGAAGGAUGGGCAGGAUCCACCUUCCCAAACAACCCAGCCUCAGUUUGGAGUUAAUGUAGAUGCAGCAGCAGCAGCAGCUAUCCUUCAGGCUGCAUCACGUGGCAUUAAGAACCCUAAUUUCGGAUUCUUUUCAAACUCCACAUCAUUAAAUGGGGACAGUCAUGGUCGAAAUAGUGAAGGUGAGAUCCGAAAGUCAGGUGAUAAUACUGCACCUGGCUCAGUUGCCAAGGAUAUUGCAAAGACUGCAGCUCUUGAAGCGGCAAAUGAGGCAGACUCCUCGGAAGCACACUUGACUAAAGAGCAGAGGUUGAAGACCGAGAGGCUAAAACGGGCAAAAAAGUUUGUAGCCAUGUUGAAAAGUGGAGCUGCACCUGGGAAAACUGAACCAUUGCGUGGCUUAUCAGUAGAACCGCAAGAAACUGGGGUAUCUACCUCUGGUAAUUUGGGUUUUAAUCUUGCUGGUAAAGAAAAAGAAGGCAUUUCUGUUCCUGUUGAUGCUAAUAAUUCAGCUAAAAAGGAGAAAUUUGAGAAGUAUUCUGACGAGUACCAGGAAAGGAGAUCAAAGAGGAAAUACCGGUCAAAGUCUGCGCUAGACAAAGGAGGACGACAAGAAGAUGAUGAAGACGACGACAGUGAAGAUGAAGUAGAAGAAAAAGAAAAGGAUCGCAAGAAAUCAAGGAAUAAGCACCGGUCUCGUCGAUCUUCACGUGAAGAAGGCGAAGAAGAAGAAGAUAAAGAGGAAAGGGAUUACAGGUACGCUAGGAGAAAGCACCGGUCUCAUCACUCUUCACGGCAAGAAGAUGAUGAAGAUGAAAGGGAUCACAAGGACUCUAGGAAAAAACACCGGUCUUAUCAUUCAUCAGAAGAUGACAAUAAGGAAGAAGAUUAUGAAGACGAAAGGGUUCACAAGCACUCAAGGAAAAAGCACCGGUCGCAUCGCUCAUCAGACGAUGAUGAAGAAGAUUAUGAAGAGGAAAGGAAUCGAAAGCAUUCAAGGAAGAAGAAGCACAAAUCUCAUAGUUCUUCAAGACACCAUAGAGACAGGCAUAAGCACAAGGAGGGUCAUCGUUCUUCUUCCAAGAACAAGCAUGAGAGCUCCUCUGAUGAGGAGCAUCUUCAUCGUGACAGUUCUAAUAAGCAUCGAAAGAUAUCUCAUUCAGAAGAAGAGCUGGAGGAAGGAGAGAUCAGUUCAAAAAUGUCGGACAAAUCGAGAGGAAGUGUGGCUGCUGGUGUUAGUAGGGAAGCUUCUCUGGAUGUAUCAAGUUCCUAUCGAGAUGGUAGAGCUCCUUCUCAGCCCUCGGAAGCUACUGAGGUCUCUGAUGAACUCAGAGCCAAGAUCCGGGCUAUGUUGAUGGCAAACUUGUAAGCGGUAAGUUAAAUUCAUUGUAAUGGAAGCCUAAAAUUUGAUUAUUUUUUUCUUUUAUAUUAGCUUUCAAUGAAUGUUUUCAUAAUGUUGACCUCAACAAGCUGUUAGUUGUCCCAUUUCAAAUGUUAGCUUGUCUGUCAGUUACUACUAC